UUACUACCAUUACGGGAUGUAAGCAGCCGAGAAGACGCAAAGUUCAGGAAGUUAUUUCAUCAAUUUUAAAGUACAUGUAGCAAUGAAAAAAUAGUGUUUGGACCAGUCAGUGUGACAACGGUGUUGGUUUUAUAAAAGUGGUUCAAGAAUAUAUGUUCAAUGGGACGUUAGUACUAAUCAUUGCAGCUAAUUCUACUGCGCUUUGGAGGUCUGACUUCGCAUCGAAACACGUUUUGGCAACAUCACCGACAUGACUAUUAGGAACUCAUUGUGAUCUGACAGCAAUAACUACGUUCCUUGGAAUGCAUUGACUAUUUUUGUAGAAGUUAAGCAUAAAUAGUUUAUCGAAGGCAAUCGAUUCUGAGGAAGCGAAAGACGUAGAAACAAUAUAUUUUGGGACACUACUACUACUACGCGGUACUAGUACUACGUACUCUGAUUAGACGUCAAUUUCCUGUAUCAACGUCUUGCUUGAUGGUGUGCCAUUCUUACCAGAUGUAGUCAACAUAGAAUUACACCACUGUACAUGUAGUGUCAAUAUCAAACAGUAAUACAAGGAAUGGAGCAUCUCUGAACAGAAUGAACACCCAUUAGUUGGAAAGCUUUAUGUUGCAGUGGAAGAUACCAGGCUGGUUUUUACCAAGAAAAGGAUUCCUUUUCAAAAUACAAAACAGUGGAUUUGUCAAAGUUGACAUGCCACAAAUGCAUACUACUUCCAGCUUUUCUUAGCAUUUGUGAAGUGCAGGCUUCUUGCCUGUGUGUGGUUUAGUUGUGUGCUUACCAGAAUUGUAAUUGAAAACAUGCUAUGAGGUGAACACUAACUGACAUCAAUUCAAGUUGUAUAUAGUAGCAUAGCCAUUCCUCCUUUGUUUGUAGAAACUAGAACAGUCUAACCAUAGUCAACAAGUUUAUUUUUGUAACUCUAUUCUGUAUAAAAUUGUAAAUACCAAUAUUUUCCUACUAAGUGCUGUGUGUAUGAGAGGCAUUGUUGGAUGCAAUCAUAUUGGACAAAAGUGAAACUGAAACAUUAGUAGGAGAAAUGUUAUGAUGUAAAAACAGGAAAUUCAUCAAAGCAAAUGGAACAACUUUUCUGCAACAAGUGUGAAUGUUGAUCUGCAAUGUUUCCAGAGAUUGUAUCCCACAGAUGAGUUGGAUACUGAAACUUGUGAGGAAAAGUGCUUUAUUAAGUGCAACUUGAAAACUGAAGUAUUUUGCUCUAUCUGAAAUGUUGAAAUGAUACAUUGAUAAAAAACGUCCUUUUGUGUCCUUGGGAUUUAGGAAAGAGACUCCUUUUUCCAGUUUGUUUUUUCCUUUUUGUGAAACGAAAGGAAUUGGUCAAGCUAAGAGGAAAGGCUUUCAAGGGCUGUGUGCCCAUUGGGCAUUUCUUCACUGAGACGGGUCAAGUUUAAACGGCUUUGGAAAGCUUAACAGCGUUAUGCGCCACUGAUGGCCAACAGUAAAGCUCCACAAGCGGAUUUUGCACCAGCAUGGCUCAAAAUUCCUAGUGAGAACUCUAAGCCAUCUGGUUCAAAGCAGGCUGAUCAGAGUGAAGACAAGUCAUCCAAGUCCAAUCGCCGCAAUGACUACUACUACAGUGGCUAUCCAGCAUACACCCCUGACUAUGGUUAUCUUCAGAGACAAAGAUCUUUUGAACAUUAUGAAAGUCCCAAGUAUGGCAGCAGUAAAUACCGUACUCACUCAGUAGAAGAUGACUACUAUGGACAGCCCUAUCAGAUGUACGACUUUUACAAUGGAUAUGGCUAUGACAAGUAUGGUGGCCAGUACAACUCACAGCCCAGUCUUCACAGACAGUCCCCCAAGGAGAACAAAUACCAACAUCCUCAUGCCUAUCCCUCUCAGAUGAGUUCAGGCUAUCCAAGCUACUAUGAGCCCUACUCCUAUGAUGUCUAUGCCUUGGGUGACCCUUAUUUCUACAGCUAUGCAAGACCUCCUUCUCGACGUAGUCACCAAGAGCGUGGUGGAGACAAAGACUACAAGACCAACAAAAAUGCAGGACUGAAGGAGUUGAGUAAAGAGAAAGAGGGGAAAUCUGAAGAGAAAGACAAGGAAGAGCCCAAUGAAGAAGAGCCUAAAGAUUUUAAUGAAGAAUUCCCAUUGCUCAAUGGGGAUGGUAGUGAGCAGUCAGUCAGCAGCAAGUCUGACAAAGCAGCAGGCAAAGGUGGAGUGUGGGACAAGUCGAAUCCAAAGAUCCACACAAAACCAAGCUAUGUACCAAGAGCAGAAAGCAAACCUGCCCAGACUGAGAUGGUCUCUAGUAAGGAACUGGUGAAUAAAGUACAAGGAGCAAACAUCUAUAAAGCUUUAGUUCCCAGCAAGCCUAUUGCCAGAAGAGCUAGCAAGGAAAGUUUGAAACUGAAUGGCUCCUUUAAUGUGAAAGAAGUACCUAACAACAAACCUGCCACACCCACAACCACCAUACCACCUGUUGUGAUGGGGAAGAAUAACAACAUCAGCAAACUGCCUGGUGGGAAAGAGGGCACACCAGCACGCCAGUCUCCCACUACUCCUAUAGAAAUUCUCAACACUCGGCUUGUCACCCAGCCUAAGGUACUGGGCCACAAGAAGAGUGACUUCCUCAAGACUCUCAAACAGGAGUCACAGAAUGAAGAUGAGGAGAACGGGAACUUGAGAAAGGGAGAAAAGUAUGACACAGAAGGAAGCCAAGAGACCAGCAAUGAGAGAGAGCUUACAGAUAAGAUAAAGAAGCAAAAUUUGAAAAGAGAUGCUUUUUUGUCAAGUUCACUGGAAGCUGAACAGAGAUAAAGCAGAAACCUAAUGGGAUACACAAAACAAUACCAAGUCAGUGGGCUGACAAGAAGCUCCAGCUAUUCAACAACACAGCCCAGCUGUUGAAGGAGGAAGCUCUGAGCAGCAGUGAUGACAGUGAAAGUGAAAGUGAUUAACCUCUCAAAGUGCAGAUAGUAAACGUGAUCAGGUGGAGAAAUAGAGACUCUGUAAGGCCUGAUUAGUUUGCCAGGAGCAGAAUGUAAUAGUAGACCUGGAACAGAUUGAGAAGUCUAUUCAUGAUCUUCCAUGGAGCUUGUGCUUUCCAGGACUGGACGAUAAAACAAUGUCACAUACACCUUAUCUGAUGUUUUUUCUAUACACGUCAGUUGUGGACAUUAAAUUUAACACAAAUGUCUCAUGUUUGGUGAUAGUACCAUAAAAGGUACCAGUGCCAGUCUCAGCAGCAGCAAUCUUUCAAGACUGUGGGCAUUGGGAAUAAAAAGCAACCAGCUCUAGCCUGAAAAGUAGCUCAUUUUAUAUACGUCUGUUGAUUUUUGUGAAAGCAGAAAUGAAUUUUCGAUGUCGACGGCCUGUGUAUAACUGGUGCCAAUUAGACCUAAGGGCCUAUAUACUAACAGGAUAACAAGAUAAACAUGGCGGCUUCAAGGGAAUCUUGAAUUAGCCAAAAGAGAGAAAACUGGCAGUAUUGAAGCUCAAUCUGAAAGUGGCUCACAUUUAAGUUAGACUAUUCACUAUAUAGGGUUAGGUGUUUUAUGCCUAUGGUCAUUUUAUUUAUUUAUUUACUUUUUUGUCUGUUUGUAUUAAUUUGGCUUUCACUUUCAGAGGUACCGUGUUGCAUUUUCAUUGUAAUCAGUUAAGGCAGAAAUGGGUUUUCAAAAGUUAAUUUUUUUUUUUUUUUUUUUGACUUAGACAUUUGAUUUUGUAAAUUAGAUCAAGAAAUCAAUAGUAAUGGCUACUGACAUCCGGCAGGGAACAAAGUGUAAUUGUUGCCACUGUAAUCUGUUUUACCACUGAAUUAAUAGUUUGUCUUCCUUGCUCUUUCAUUUCAGUAUAGUAAUGAAACACGGUCUGCAAAUUGUUUCUGCCAGUGACCAAUUCAUUGUUCUUUUUAUUAUUUUAGUGGCAAAUUUCUAUCAAGAUGCUAUUCUGACAGUCAUUAUUAUUAUCAUUUGCUUCUAAGAAGAUUGUUUAGCUUCUUUUACAUUAAAUAUGUAUCAGCAAUCCUGUCCAGAAUGUCUAUUAAUUUUCGUCGUUAGCCCUUGACUCGUGAACAUUUCA
Messenger RNA from Lingula anatina, 4047 nucleotides. RefSeq lists its product as uncharacterized. Gene Ontology annotation, cellular component: nucleus. Gene Ontology annotation, molecular function: DNA binding; RNA binding. The record is from RefSeq and is a predicted model, not a curated record. NCBI's taxonomy places the organism in Eukaryota, Metazoa, Brachiopoda, Lingulata, Lingulida, Lingulidae. Gene Ontology annotation, biological process: DNA-templated transcription; positive regulation of DNA-templated transcription.